AUGAGUAAUAGUUUAUGGCUGAAUAAUCUCGAAGAUUGGAUGGAUGAAGAGCAAGUAAAGUUGCUCUUCAAUAAUACGCCGAUCUCCGUUACUUACUACCAAGACAGUGAAUCUCGUGCUUUACUUAGAACAUGUAAAGUUGAGUUUCCUUCAGCGGAAGCAGCUGCUAAUGCAUUAAUCACUUUAUCCGGACAAAAGACCAUUUCUGGUAGCCCUAUUCUAUUAGACGUAUUGGCAGAUUGGGAAAAACCGAAUUAUUAUAUGCUUUUUAUUACAAACAUUGAUCCUGAUGUUACUGAAAAUGAAAUAAAACAGCUAUUUCAGUCGUACGGUUGCGUCUCUGCGCGAGUCUUACGCUGCAUGGAUUCAUCAUCAACGAGUUUAGCAUUCGUAUGGCUUGGUUCUUUAGAAGAAGCUGAAAGGGCACAUGUUGAAAUGCAAGGAGCGUUGUGUAUCAAGCGUCCUAUUCUUGUACACUCUAUUCGAUCUGAUCAAAAUACCUAUCUUAAUUCCCCUGGUUUUUAUGGCUCCCCACAACCUGUAAACCAGUUUACGGACCAGAAUAAUACUGCCAUUUUUAUUUCAGGUCUUUCUCCUCAAAUAAAAUCCGAAACCCUUCGAUCUUAUUUUGAACAUCUUGGAGAAGUGCUACAUACUCAAGUAUUUAGUGGUUUUGCUAAAAUCAUAUUUGUGCAGAGACAUAGCGCCGAACGUGCAAUCAAUGAAAUGAAUAACUUUCCAAUCCUCGGUCAAAGAAUUCAAAUUUCCUGGUCUCGGCCUCCCUCUAUGAGUCUUCUUCCUGCCGCGCAAAGUACAUAUUGGCCUGCAUUGCAUGCUCCCAUUUAUCCUUCUUGGGGUACUAUCCCUACUCAUAACUUUUCUCCCUUUACUUCUGUAAAUCGAUACGCAGCAAAAAGUUUAAAUCAACUCACCCAUCCACCUUUACUUCCACCAGGCCUUAAAAAUGGAACGGAUUAUCCUUAUCUUCCAAUCCCACCUACUUUAUUGAAUGACAAAUAUCUUGCAGAGAAGGAAGCUGUGGACAGUCGACUUGAAGCCGACUCCUCUCCGUUAAUUCCAGUGCAUUUUUCUUAA
Molecule: messenger RNA, 1095 nt
Organism: Schizosaccharomyces cryophilus OY26
Lineage: Eukaryota; Fungi; Ascomycota; Schizosaccharomycetes; Schizosaccharomycetales; Schizosaccharomycetaceae
Product: U1 snRNP-associated protein Usp109
Exons: 2
Coding region: 1-1095 (364 amino acids)
Biological process (GO): mRNA splice site recognition
Cellular component (GO): cytosol
Molecular function (GO): mRNA binding
Source: RefSeq, a predicted model, not a curated record